Medioppia subpectinata is the source of this 342-nucleotide messenger RNA. Lineage: Eukaryota; Metazoa; Arthropoda; Arachnida; Sarcoptiformes; Oppiidae. The record is from the annotation of a GenBank genome assembly.
AUGUCUAUCAAUACAGCGCUGGUAUGUGUAGUGUUGGCUAUCUGUCCGCUGGUAUCGCAUGCGGGCAUUUAUAGCUGCUAUUCGGGCACAAUUCCCGGCUGCACGUGCACAGCCGCUUGGAAUUUAGCCGAUUUCAACUACAAAGUGGUGGUGUCGUGUACGGGUGCAGUUGGCUCGGCCACUGACUUUGGCGACAAUCUCAAGAUCCGUACCAAAGGCUAUCAAUUUGACGACUUUAUAAUCUCCUCUUAUCCUAACACUCGCCUCCCGGACACCCCCUUCGACGCCUCCACUUCCAUCAAACGUAUAAUCAUUAAAGACUCGCCAAAAUUGGAGGGCUUU